UCCCACGCACCCCUGCCUAUCCUCGCUCGCACUCAGAUCCUCCUCGAUCUAGUCAAUUCCCCUCGCCGCUCCGCCCCUCACCACGCCUCGCCACGGCUCGCCACGCCUCGCUGCCCCUUUGCCCCUGCCUUCGCCACGUCUGCGCCUGCUCUGCGCUCUGCGACUUCAUAUCGCCUCGCCUCGCCUCGCCUUCGACUCAGCAGCAUCAGCCAGCCAGCCGGCCAAUCCUUCGCUCGCCAUUCACGCCCACGCCCACGCACACGGCUUUGCAUAGAGUCGCAUCAUGACCACCCAAGUAGUCAACAACGCCACGACGGCUGGGCAAGUUCCUGCCGCCCCUCGCAGCGUCAUGGGCCCGCGCCCCGCCACCCUCUACGGCACAGCUGCGGACACGAAGCUGGGCGUCACCACGACGACGACGACGACGACGACCGCCGCCGCCGCCUCUGCCGCCCCUCCCACCUCCGCCCAGACUACCGCCGCGGCACCCACUACGACGGUCGUUGCCCCCAACCAGACGAACGGCAGCCUCUCGAGCGGGACCAUGUCCCCCGGCAUCAUGACGGGCCGCCCCGUCUUUGGAGGCGGGCGCGAGGAGGCGACGCAUCAUGCUAGUCUCUUCAUUGGAGAUCUUGGACCGGAGGUCGACGAUGCUUCCCUUCGUUCGGCAUUCGAGCGCUUCCCCACGCUCAGCGAGUGUCGUGUCAUGUUCGACCCUAACACGGGGCGAUCUCGUGGAUAUGGAUUUGCUUCCUUUGCUGAUCAGGAAGACGCUCAGCGCGCCUUGACCACCCUCAACGGCGAGUGGCUCGGCACCCGCCCUCUGCGCAUCAACUGGGCCAAUCAGAAGACGUGGGUCCGCCACCACCGCAGCGCAACGCACGACGCCUCCGGUGUCCCCCUCACCCUCGAGCAAAUCAGCGCCUCUGCCCCUGCGCACAACACGACCGUCUACGUGGGCAACCUCCACCCCAUGACGACGCAGCAAGACAUCGUCAACCUCUUUGCCGGCAUCGGUUUCGUCCGCGAGGUCCGCCUUCAGGCCGAGCGCGGCUACGGCUUCGCUGUGCUCGAGACGCACGAGAUUGCCGCCUCUGCCAUUCAUUCGCUCACGGCCGCGGGCACGCAGCUGCAGGGACGUCCUUUGCGUUUCAGCUGGGGGAAAGACAGGAACGAGGGAGUGCACGCCCAUGCUGGGCUACAUAACAUGACUGCGAUCCCCAACGUCUUUGGCAACCUGGUGUACACCGGCUUCCCUCAACAGCCCCUCGCGUAUGGAGCAGGCUUUGCCCUCCCCACGACUGGGUUCGGCGCCCAGGCCCCUCCUGGCGGUCCCACCUCCCAGACGGGCGCAGCCGCCGCCGCAGCUCUGAACGGCGUCUUCGCCCCGACGACUCCCUACGCCGCUGCUGCCACUGGCGCUACGGCGGGCGGCGCACCUCACGGCAGCACGAUUGCGAUCAACCCCUCGCUCGUGAACCUGCAGGCCCUUCAGCAUCACCAGGUCCAGCAGCAUCAUCAACAGCAGCAAGUCGCCGCCGCCGCCGCUGCCGCUGCUCAGGCUCAGGCACAGGCUCAGGCUCAAGCCCAAGCUCAGCAUGCCAAUGGAGCUGGAGGGGCUGGCGGUGCGGCUGGAAUGGCUCAUCUCAACAUGGGCUUCAUCCCUGGUCAGCUCCACGCUCCCCCUAAUACCGUCGCCGCACAGCAGCAUCUCGCUACGGGGGCCACGCCUACCACUCCGGGCGGGAGCGUGACGUACACGCACGGCAACGGGGCUGCGGCUGCUUCUGUUACGGCUGGGAUGCAGGGCUUGCAGAUGAGCUAGGCGUGCGGCGUGCGACGUGCGACGCCAAGCCCUACGCUUCC
Molecule: messenger RNA, 1866 nt
Organism: Jaminaea rosea
Lineage: Eukaryota; Fungi; Basidiomycota; Exobasidiomycetes; Microstromatales
Exons: 6
Coding region: 284-1825 (513 amino acids)
Molecular function (GO): mRNA binding
Source: RefSeq, a predicted model, not a curated record